Messenger RNA from Balaenoptera ricei (Rice's whale), 1675 nucleotides. RefSeq names its product serpin family F member 2 (gene SERPINF2). Gene Ontology annotation, biological process: negative regulation of fibrinolysis; negative regulation of endopeptidase activity. The transcript is spliced from 10 exons. Bases 92 to 1567 code for a protein of 491 amino acids. Lineage: Eukaryota; Metazoa; Chordata; Mammalia; Artiodactyla; Balaenopteridae. The record is from RefSeq and is a predicted model, not a curated record. Gene Ontology annotation, molecular function: serine-type endopeptidase inhibitor activity.
ACAACAGCCAUUGCUGAGUGCCAGGCCGUGUUGUCAGGGCUCACGAAGACUGACUUAGGUUGGUCCCUGCAAUACACACGGGUACAGGAACAUGGCGCUGCUCUGGGGGCUCCUGGUGCUCAGCUUGUCCUGCCUGCGAAGCCCCUGCUCAGCGUUCUCUCCUGUGAGCACCAUGGAGCCCUUGGACCUGCAGCUGAUGAGCGGGCAGACCCAGCAGAAGCUACCCCUACUUUCCCUCCUCAAGUUGGGCAACCAGGAGCCUAGUGGCCAGACUGCCCCAAAGAAGGCCCCAGGAGACUGCAAGGGGUUCCCAAACCCGGAGCAGACCCGCAGGCUGGCCCAGGCCAUGAUGGCCUUCACCACAGACCUCUUCUCCCUGGUGGCCCAAAGCUCCACCAGGCCCAACCUGAUCCUGUCGCCUCUGAGUGUGGCCCUGGCACUGUCUCACCUGGCACUAGGUGCUCAGAACCAAACGCUGCAGAGGCUGCAGCAGGUGCUGCAUGUGGACUCAGGGCCCUGCCUCCCCCACCUGCUCAGCCGCCUCUGCCAGGACUUGGGCCCUGGGGCUUUCCGAUUGGCUGCCAGAAUGUACCUGCAGAAAGGAUUUCCCAUCAAAGAGGACUUCGUGGAACAAUCAGAACAGCUCUUUGGUGCAAAGCCCGUGAGCCUGACGGGAAGGAAGAGGGAUGACCUGGCAAACAUCAACCAAUGGGUGAAGGAGGCCACAGAGGGGAAGAUUGAGGAUUUCCUCUCAGAUCUGCCAGAUGACACAGUGUUGCUUCUCCUCAAUGCCAUCCACUUCCAGGGCUUCUGGAGGAGGAAGUUCGAUCCGGAUCUCACGCAGAGAGACACUUUCCACCUGGACGAGCAGUUCACGGUGCCGGUGGACAUGAUGCAAGCCCACACGUACCCGCUGCGCUGGUUUCUGCUGGAGCAGCCUGAGAUCCAGGUGGCUCGUUUCCCCUUUAAGAACAACAUGAGCUUUGUGGUCAUCAUGCCCACCCAUUUUGAGUGGAACGUGUCCCAGGUGCUGGCUAACCUGAGCUGGGGCAUCCUGCACCAGCCCUUGCUGCGGGAGAGGCCCACCAAGGUCCAGCUGCCUAAGCUGCAUCUGAAACACCAAAUGGACCUGGUGGCCAUCCUCAGCCAGCUGGGCCUGCAGGAACUGUUCCAGGCCCCGGACCUGCGUAGGAUCUCAGACCAGAGCCUGGUGGUGUCCAGCGUGCAGCACCAGUCCACACUGGAGCUCAGAGAGGCCGGCGUGGAGGCGGCCGCGACAACCAGCACGGCCAUGUCCCGCAUGUCCCUCUCCUCCUUCAGCGUGAACCGCCCCUUCCUCUUCUUCAUCCUCGAGGACAGCACGAGCCUGCCCCUCUUUGUGGGCAGCGUGAGGAACCCCAAUCCCGGCGCGCAGCCGGAGCCCAAGGAGCAGCAGGAUUCCCCUGACAACAGGGACUUUUUGCAGCACCAGAAGGUCUUCCCCCGCGGAGACAAGCCCUUCGGCCCUGACUUAAAACUUGUGCCCCCCUCGGAGGAGGAUUACCCCCAGCCUAGCAGCCCCAAGUGAGGGGCUGUGGCCGCCAGCAUCCCGAGUCCCUGCUUGGACCAGCCUCUCAACUCAUGUGACUCUUUCCAAACAGCUUUGCGGGAUUGCGGGCGGGGGCCUGGGGGGCAG